CACAACAUUCUUCCCAAAAUAUGAACUUUUAAAUAUGGGCAGCUUCAUCAAGCCUAUAACUCUAAUUCAUGCCCAAUUCAUUGCAUCCCGGAACCGUCACCGGACUCAAUCAAUCCCAGCAAGCCCCCGGGCAUCGCUAUCCGAUGACAAACAGAAUCUGACCCACCGGCGAAAACUUGUGACAACAUUUUUGGCCACUUCACUAGCACUUGGGCUACAUGCCACACCAAUGGCACUAGCGGAGAACUGGGGCACACGUUCAUUUCUCAAGGAGCGUUUCUUCGAGCCCGGGUUGUCGCCGGAGGACGCGGUGGCAAGAAUCCGGCAGACGGCCGAGGGACUCCACAGCAUAAGGGACAUGUUGGAGACCAUGUCUUGGAGGUAUGUGUUGUUCUACAUUCGUUUGAAGUCCGCAUAUCUUUCUCAGGAUAUGAAAAAUGCAAUGUCUAUGGUCCCAGAAAUCAGGAGAAAGUCCUACGUUAAAACAGCCAAUGAGUUAGUUGAUAACAUGUCUGAGUUUGAUUAUUACGUUCGAACGCCAAAAGUGUAUGAAUCUUAUGUGUACUAUGAGAAGACAUUGAAAUCGAUAGAUGAACUUGUGGCAUUACUUGCAUGAUCAAGCUGUGACCAGUUGUUUCAGUGUUUCUUGGGGACUUCGAUGAUAUAAUUCCUAAACCUUUCUCGGAAUUUAAAGUGUUGCAAGAAAUCUUGAAUGGUAUGAUGUUUUAUGUUAAAUUAUGAGAAUUAUUUCUUGAUUUCUGUGUAAUACUUAUGAAGAUUGAAGAAACAGAGUAGCUUCUACUGCUUAAUAGGAAAUGCAGUAAAUUUUCAGAAUGUAAAAUGAUUUUUUUUUUUUUUUUUAUUUAAAAAACUAAUUUUUGAACCUAUAUAAAUUUUUAAUUAUAUA
Messenger RNA from Cornus florida, 907 nucleotides. RefSeq names its product photosynthetic NDH subunit of lumenal location 2, chloroplastic. The record is from RefSeq and is a predicted model, not a curated record. The coding region runs from base 35 to 616 and encodes 193 amino acids. Gene Ontology annotation, biological process: photosynthesis; photosynthetic electron transport chain. NCBI's taxonomy places the organism in Eukaryota, Viridiplantae, Streptophyta, Magnoliopsida, Cornales, Cornaceae. Gene Ontology annotation, cellular component: photosystem II oxygen evolving complex; extrinsic component of membrane; chloroplast. The transcript is spliced from 2 exons. Gene Ontology annotation, molecular function: calcium ion binding.